UCGAUAAAUAAAUUAGAAUAAAAUUAAUAACAUUCAAAAAAUGUCACACGGUGAUCACAAAGGACGUUUAACAGUCGUUAAAUUUUUAGAACUGGGAUUUGCCAUUGCGUGUCUGACAUUGCAUUUCUAUAGUUUUAAUGAUCGUGACAUCGUGACAUCAUUCCUUGCCACGGGUACUUUUACUGGCUUCAUAAUCGUCGUUGUUGGCGUGUUUGCAGGUGUCCUUAUGCGUGCUCCAAUACACAAACGCAUUGACAUAUUCUUUAGUGUGCUGGGUUGUGCCCUUUUUGUGACAUCAGGUGUGUUCAUAAUCGAGUCCUGGGAGUAUACGUUUCGCACACGUACACGUGAUUUAGCCCUUAUUAAGGCGGCGCUGUCAAUUGUAAAUGGAGUUAUGUUUGGAUUCGAUGCUAUAUUUACAUUUCGCGAUAAAUAAAACUUUAUUGUCUUUAACUAUAAGGAUAUAAGAAGUGUAUUUUUUUUUGUUUAAAAGUUAGAAAUAAAA
This is a messenger RNA of Teleopsis dalmanni, 505 nucleotides long. RefSeq lists its product as uncharacterized. The coding region runs from base 41 to 436 and encodes 131 amino acids. The transcript is spliced from 4 exons. Gene Ontology annotation, biological process: septate junction assembly. NCBI's taxonomy places the organism in Eukaryota, Metazoa, Arthropoda, Insecta, Diptera, Diopsidae. The record is from RefSeq and is a predicted model, not a curated record.